Cicer arietinum (chickpea) is the source of this 1655-nucleotide messenger RNA. Its product is annotated as amino acid transporter AVT3B-like. Gene Ontology annotation, molecular function: neutral L-amino acid transmembrane transporter activity; L-amino acid transmembrane transporter activity. The record is from RefSeq and is a predicted model, not a curated record. NCBI's taxonomy places the organism in Eukaryota, Viridiplantae, Streptophyta, Magnoliopsida, Fabales, Fabaceae. Gene Ontology annotation, cellular component: vacuolar membrane. Gene Ontology annotation, biological process: neutral amino acid transport; amino acid transmembrane transport.
UGGAGAAGUUAUUUCUAAAUUCUCUUCCCACAACCCAAAAAUAAAAUAAAUUUGUAAAACCCAUUUUCUUCUCAAACUUCAUCUUCUUCAACAAAACUAAACGAAGAUUUUCAUCUUUUGAAAUCAACCAUGGUGUUCAAAGAAGCAGGUUCAUCAUCCUAUUCACUUCCACCUUAUCCACGUGAAGACACACCACUUCUCACCAAAUCUCAACCACUCUCUUCCCAAUUCAAAACCUUGGCAAACAUCUUCAUCUCCAUCGUCGGCGCCGGAGUUCUCGGACUCCCUUACAGUUUCAAAAGAACCGGUUGGGUCACCGGUUUAAUCAUGCUGUUCUCCGUCGCUUACCUAACUUACCACUGUAUGUUACUUCUCGUCAACACUCGCCGGAAACUCGAAUCUAUAUUGGGAUUUUCGAAAAUCAAAUCUUUCGGUGAUUUGGGCUUUGCUAUUUCAGGCCCAUUGGGCCGUUUCUCGGUUGACUCGAUGAUCGUUCUUUCUCAAGCUGGUUUUUGUGUUAGUUACCUUAUUUUCAUUGCUUCAACUUUAGCUUUUCUCACCGCCGGUGACUCCUCCGGUGAGACGGUACCGGUGUUCAUUGGUUUGACGCCGAAGGUUUUGUUUCUUUGGGGGUGUUUUCCUUUUCAAUUAGGGUUGAAUUCGAUUAAGACUUUGACUCAUUUAGCCCCUUUGAGUAUUUUUGCUGAUGCUGUUGAUAUUGCUGCUAAGAGUGUUGUUAUGGUGGAAGAUGUUUUUGUUUUUGUGAAUAAUAAGCCUCAUUUGGAAGCUUUUAAGGGUUUUUCUGUGCUUUUUUAUGGUAUAGGUGUUGCUGUUUAUGCUUUUGAAGGGAUAGGAAUGGUUUUGCCUUUGGAAACUGAGACUAAAGAUAAAGAGAAAUUUGGUAGAGUUUUAGGUUUAGCUAUGGGUUUGAUUUCUAUAAUAUUUGGUGCUUUUGGUGCUUUAGGUUACUUUGCAUUUGGUGAAGAAACAAAGGAUAUUAUUACUAAUAAUUUAGGUCAAGGUUUGAUAAGUGUUGUGGUUCAAUUUGGACUUUGUGUUAAUUUGUUUAUUACUUUUCCUUUGAUGAUGAAUCCUGUUUAUGAGGUGUUUGAGAGAAGGUUUUGUGAUUCUAGGUAUUGUUUGUGGUUGAGGUGGUUGUUGGUUUUGGUUGUGAGUUUGGUGGCACUUUUGGUGCCUAAUUUUGCUGAUUUUCUUUCACUUGUUGGAAGCAGUGUGUGUGUUGUUCUUGGAUUUGUGUUGCCUGCUAUGUUUCAUUGUAUGGUUUUCAAGGAGGAGUUAGGUUGGAGAUGCAUUCUUUCUGAUGGGGUAGUUAUGGUUUUUGGAUUUUUUGUUGCUGUUGUUGGAACUUUUACUUCUGUCACAGAGAUUCUUUCUCCUAAGGCCUAACUGAAUUUUGGCUCAAAAAGUUUGUGACAGAUGAAAGCUUCUUUGGUCUUGAUGGUUAAUUGAGCAACUUGGGUCAUCAAUUGGAUUUGAUACUGGUAUCAAGUGUUUUUUGUUGAUUGAAUCAUGAUUAUCUAUCAUGAACCUACAAAUGUAUGUUUUUCUUUUAUGUAAAAAGUUGUAGCUCUAUUUGUUGGAAUUGAAGAAUUAAAGAGAAAAGUGAACAUAUACAAGUGUACCUUAAUAUUUUU